ACUUUCCUCCCUCCGUUCCCGCCGGGUGUAGUGGCGUAGUCUUGCCGGUUGAGAAUACACAUCUUGUCUUCAGUCCCAUAUGCGCAUAAAUACGUAACCUACGUUUUUGUUGCCGAGUGGAAAGCGAAUCGAGACGGUGAACAGUUUGACACGACAAUUUGUCCCUCAUUUUGAUUAUCAUGUGAUUUGGUCAUCGGACACAAGGACAGAUUAAAUCAAUCACCAUGUGGCCGAGACUACUCGAUAUGGAGGAGAAGGAGUGCAGGAGCGUCUUGCGGAGGCUUGAACUGGAGGCCUACUCAUCCGUCAUUAGUGCCUUCAGGGCACAGGGUGACCUCACACCCGAGAAGAAAAGUCUUCUCAGAACUAUUGCAACCACCCUUAGUGUUUCCACAGAGAGGCAUAAAGCUGAAGUCCGCAGAGCUGUCAACGAUGAGAAACUGACAACGAUUGCCGAAAGGGUUAGCGGUGAGAAUAAUUCCAUGGAAUGGUCAUCAGAGGGUAGGAGACUAGUUCCUCUGACGCCGAGGUUCAUCCCUCAGACGGCAUACACGAUGACGGCCAAUCAGGUGGCUAAUAUGGCCCAUGCCCACAAUGCAUCGCUACCCGAUCCAGAGCAAACAGCCAAAAAAGAAGGAGAUGAAUCGAGAGCUUCAUCGGAUGGUUCCAGUGAAAGUAAAUACGUUGUACUUCCUCCGGGGACCGUCUUGCCAAAGUCAUCCCCCGAUCUUGAGCAGCUCGAUGAGUUGGCCAAACGGCGCCCUCCGUCAUCCUCGUCCUCGUAUUCCAGCAGCCCUGCCUCCUUCCUCAGCGCCCUGACCUCUGCUAAGCUCUCCUCGUCGUCGGAGGGAAGGUCAAAGGGUAGGGCGUCUAGCGGCAGCAGUGCGGCGCCCUCUACCAUGAAGAUCACCUUCACGAAAGUCGGAAGUGGAACCACUCCCACCAGCAGUCAAGCUGCACAGAAGCAAGUAAUAAUAAUGUCCAGUGGAAACACCGACCAGAUUCCGCCGGCAGAGAUGAUGUCUGUCCGCUCUCCAAGCUUCCCUCCAUCCAGUAAGGUUGCCAUGUCUGAAGGUCAUCCACCUUUCCAGAUGACUUACGAAGAUCAGUUGACGGGCGUGGUCACACCCUACCCUCCUGUGACCAAGCACCAUCGCAAGGGUUCUAAGCAUAAGAGCUCAAAGCCCUUUACCAUCAUCCAACAAAGCCCAAGUGCAGGUGUGGGCACCUUCACAAGCAGUGGUUACGGCACACAGGUUACCGGCAGUGGCAGUGGUGCACCGAUGGCAGUGGGGAGUAAGAGGGCUGGAACGGCACCACAGAGACCAGAACCUGGUAUGAAGUUAAUCACCCAGACGGUUGGUAGUGGCACCUCGUCAGGUAGAAUGUCUUCUAAGACUGUAACAGCAACCCUGUCAACACCGUCGGUUAGAACAACCACCAUAGGAGCUCAAGCACCAAGGAGCACAAUUUCCUCAGGCCCCCAGUCCACUAGUCUAGGAGCUAGGAACAUUGUGACGUCGCCUGGUCCGAGGAUUGUAACGGUCCCCGGUCAGAUGGGAGGGCGCCAUCCGUCUAGCAGCAGUAACGUUAUCACGCUGUCGCCCAUGUCACUUCAGAAGACAGCAGGGAAGAACACAGCCACAACUGUUGUCGUCACCAAGCCCGGUUCUGUAAUGCCCGGGAAGACAAACGUCAUUGUCGUUCAGAAAUCCCAGAUCAAAUCCAAGAUGAUCAGUACGCCACGUACCGGUGCCCCAGGGGUUGUGUCACACACCACGUCCGUUCUGACCCGUCCGAAGAUUGCCAUGACCAUGACUGGGGGUCUUGCAAGCAGCGUGUCGUCACCGAACACACCCACCUCCCCAGGUACCAUGGCUAUGCAUUCCAUCCGGUUCCCGUCGCCGCCGUCCUCCGCCCAGCAGAAGACUGUCCGUGGCCCGUCGCCCGUUUCCAUGUCAACCAUAAUGGGUGGAGUCUCCGGGCGUGGUCCAAGUGCCGGACAAGGAGGGAUGGGAGCAUUAGGCAAAAGUCAGGGUAUGGUACGAUCCAAGUCUCCCAUCGCCCAGAGUAUGUCCAUGCUCUCAGCCGAUCUCGAGCUACACAGCAAGGCCAAGGGUCAUAGGAGGUCAUCAGCGGGGUCAUUAGGUCAUGGAUCAUCCAAGGUCGUAGUGGAAGAGGUUCCUAGCAGUGUCAUGAGGAGUGCCAGCCUAGGUCGUGACCCCUCCCUAAUCUUCCAAUCCUCAGUCGGGAAGCCGAAUACAGAAUGGAUUGAUUACGAUGGGUCUCCUCCAGCCAGUCAAUCAGCUUCCUCGGCCAUCAAGGCCUUGCUUGAGAUUAGAGGGCAGCCUUUACCUCCUACUACUGCUGUGAAACAAGUUCCUUUCUCUGGAGUAUCACCGGGCCUCCCGACGUCCUCAAUGAGCAAACCAUCCUCGGUCACACGCCGAAUUCCGUCAUCAUCGCCAUCAUCGUCUUACAUCUCUGGCUCUGACAAUACCAAAGACCUCUCUCAGAGUCACAACGUAAUCACUGUAGACCCCAAGACGGCAUCGACAGCCGAACGCCUCGAAUUCUCAUCCGAUCAACUUUCGAGCGUCGUGGACCAGUUCGAGCAGUUCCUGGAGAGCGAGGAGGCGCUGGGGAGCGGGAAGCAGUCGUCCGGGGGAGAUCCCGCGUUGAAGUCGCCCGAACAAGGAGACCCAAAGAAGGUGGAGGACAGCUCUAAGAUUGAUCCGUUUGAGUUUGUAGAGGAGAUCAUCUCCAAGGAGUCCGAAUCGAGCGUGCCGUCCAGGUCAAAGGUCAACUAUGGGCAGGAGAUACCCAAAGCAGCAGUGAUGGACAGGGCGCAGGUCAUAGGUCAUAAGAUCACACCCCAGGUGACACCGACAGUAGCAGAGUCCGAUCAACCCUCGGUGACAAGCGUAGUGAUGGAAUCAGCAUCAUCCUUUGAUAUCACCCAAAUGAAUCUGGAGGAUCUCUCGUGUCAGAGGAUGAGGGAGGACGAGGACGACGAUGAGGAGGACGAUGACAAGAGAGAUGAUCUGGGAAGUUCCAGUGAAUUGAUGUCAUUCCUGGAUACCAGCAGUGGAGGGUCGGGCUCAGAGGGUGCUAUUGGUCCAGAUGGACUGCGGGUCAGCCGUCGGAAGCGGAAAGCGCCCACACCCAUCGACGAAGAGACAGGCCCAUCUAGCAUGCCAAGCUGGGCAAGAGCUGCAUGGAAUUUAUUGCAGAGAGUAAUGCGUUUCCGGGGUGCUAACCGACCCAAAGGAGGGAUCAACGCAGCGUCCUGGUUCACUAGACCUGUUGACCCUUCUGAGGCACCAGGAUAUCACAAGGUAAUAAAGAAACCAAUGGACUUUGGUACCAUCAAGAGAAAUCUAGAGGCUGCGACAUACCAAGACUUUGCCGAGUUCCACCAUGAUAUGAUGCUGGUGAGAGGGAACUGUUUGCAGUACAACCCUCCUGGGCAUGCAGCUAGAAGAGACUGUGAAGAAGUCUUUCAAUUCUAUUCUUCAGAGUACUCCAAGACACUUGAUAGAUGGCAAAAGCAACUUCUCUCGAUGCCAAAGUCCCCUAAGAGAAUACGAGCCGAUCCGCCAGCUGCACUGCAACCCCCAACACCAACACAGCAGCAGUGA
Lytechinus variegatus (green sea urchin) is the source of this 3641-nucleotide messenger RNA. RefSeq names its product BRCA2-interacting transcriptional repressor EMSY-like. Lineage: Eukaryota; Metazoa; Echinodermata; Echinoidea; Temnopleuroida; Toxopneustidae. Gene Ontology annotation, biological process: regulation of DNA-templated transcription. Gene Ontology annotation, molecular function: protein binding. The record is from RefSeq and is a predicted model, not a curated record. The transcript is spliced from 21 exons. The coding region runs from base 225 to 3641 and encodes 1138 amino acids. Gene Ontology annotation, cellular component: nucleoplasm.